This is a messenger RNA of Sitodiplosis mosellana (orange wheat blossom midge), 1139 nucleotides long. RefSeq lists its product as uncharacterized. The coding region runs from base 325 to 747 and encodes 140 amino acids. The record is from RefSeq and is a predicted model, not a curated record. NCBI's taxonomy places the organism in Eukaryota, Metazoa, Arthropoda, Insecta, Diptera, Cecidomyiidae. The transcript is spliced from 6 exons.
AAUAAGUGUAGCUGCAUUGAAAUAUGAUCACAUAAAUCAAAAUAUGUAUACAAGCGCCUCUGUGUCCACCUGAAACUACUUUGGAAUAACCCUUUGUUUGAUGAUAAAAUGAGUAAACAAUUGAUUUGUUGUAAUCCGAAUCAGUCGUGUUUUGCGGAUCGGUUCAAAAAUAUCGAAUUAGAUUAAUUUGAGAAAAAAAAAUAUUGUUUCCAAUCAUUACUCUUUCAUUUGAUUUAUUUUUUCAACUUCUUGAACAUUUGACAAAGUUCAUUUCAAUAAGUUUUCGCAUUCAGUUCAUCAUUUUUAUUUUUUUUAACGUUAACCAUGAAAUAUCAACGAUCAGCGGCUAUUUAUACACUGUUCGGUUUGACAUUGCUCGUGCAUCAGAUUGCCGCAAAAGAUGAGGCACAGUCACCGUUGGCCGUACCCAGUCUACCAACUGGCGCUAUAAAUGAAAAUACCGUCGAUUGCGUUAAUUCAAAAUUCUUUAAAAUUCAACGCGAAAAUCCACAAUUAGGACCAUGGCUAUCGGAUGUUCAGAGAACCGUGGAGAAUUUGUUUGCUGUUCGCAAAAAAUGCGAUACACGAACAAAAAGCCGUCAAAGUGAAUGCAUUUCGGCAUGGAAUCGAGCAGCUGGUGUUCAAUUUUUACGUUUGGGUCUGUCACUGUUCGAACAACCUAACCCUAAAGGAAAUCAAUUGGAAAUUUUGAACGUAUUCACCACAGAGUUCCAAGGUUGCUGGUAAACAGAAUGUUUAAAAUAGGGAAAAAUACCGUGUUUCUUUUUUUUUCUCUCUCUCUCUCUCUUUCUCUCUGAACAACUAUCUGAAAAUUACAUGCAGCAAUUCGUUCAUCAAUCAAUUCUUUGUAGGUUAAGCUAGUCGGGGAGUAGAAACAUUUAGAAAGUUAAACAGUGAUAUCACUAGCUCUGAAACAAUAACAAACGAAUGUUUUACGUUUUAUUUGAGUCAACAUAAAAUGUAACACACAAAUCACAUCUCCAUUUCGGUUGAACGACGUUCAUUUCAAUACAAUUCCGACAAUUUGCUUUGUUAAGUUAGAAUAAUUAGUAUAAAUAAACGUUUUGACGAAAACAUGUGUAUCAAUGAAUAAACUUUCUCAUUGAAAAUGAAACGUG